AUGGGUCUUUUAACCGUCAUACGAAAAAUGCGCGCAAAAGAGCGCGAGAUCCGCAUUUUAAUACUUGGGCUCGAUAAUGCCGGCAAGACGACUGUUACCAAGAAGUUUCUGGGCGAAGAUACGAGUAAAGUGGAACCUACAUUUGGUUUUAACAUCGAGACAGUUGAAUUUCAAAACUUCAACCUAAAUCUUUGGGAUGUUGGUGGUCAAAGAAGUCUGCGCUCCUACUGGAAAAACUAUUUUGAGCAAACCGAAGCUCUAGUUUGGGUUGUGGAUUCAACGGAUCGAGAACGAUUACAAAUGUGUGCAGAGGAGUUAGGCAAAUUACUGCAAGAAGAAAGACUGCUUGGUGCCACACUUUUGGUGUUUGCUAACAAACAGGAUAUUCGCUCAGCGGUCAAAUGCGAAGAUAUAGCAAAAAAUUUUGAACUUGGACGCUAUCAAGUCGCACCAUUGGAAAAUUUACCCGUGCUCGGCAAUAACUGGAGAAAAUUUACUAGAAGCGAUGACAUGGCUCUGCGAAGAUGUUUC
Mesorhabditis belari is the source of this 531-nucleotide messenger RNA. The record is from the annotation of a GenBank genome assembly. NCBI's taxonomy places the organism in Eukaryota, Metazoa, Nematoda, Chromadorea, Rhabditida, Rhabditidae.